Molecule: messenger RNA, 591 nt
Organism: Ordospora pajunii
Lineage: Eukaryota; Fungi; Microsporidia; Ordosporidae
Exons: 1
Coding region: 1-591 (196 amino acids)
Biological process (GO): vesicle fusion with Golgi apparatus; endoplasmic reticulum to Golgi vesicle-mediated transport
Cellular component (GO): trans-Golgi network; membrane
Source: RefSeq, a predicted model, not a curated record
AUGAGCUUUGAUGUGGAUGAAGAGGAGCAUUAUAACAAAUUUGACUUGAAGUCUGCAUUGCUUGGACAGCUGCCGAACGACAGGCCAUUGCUAGAGGAGCUUGGAAUUGAUUUUGGAACAAUAAAGAAGGAGAGUAAACUCAUUUUCAAGGUGAUGCAGAAGAGUGAUGUUGACUUUUCGUUUGUGAAGAAUGCAGAUCUUUCUGGGCCAAUUGUGUUUGUUGGACUUUAUUGCCUUGGGCUUGUGAUGAACUACAGGAUUCAUUUUGGAUAUGUUUAUUUUAUUUCGUUGUUGAUAACAUUCAGCAUGUAUUUUCUUCUGAAUGUGCUGGACACGAAGAGGGUUGGGUUUCUUGAGUGCUGCAGUGUGCUGGGCUAUUCGUUUCUGCCGAUAGUUCUGUUCUCUAUCACAAGUGUAUUGAUGCGGGGGAGUGGGCUACGAAUGUGCUGUGGGUUUGUGGCAGCACUGUGGUCGAGCUACACGGCAUCUGUUGUUUUCUGCAAGUAUUUGUCGUUCAGCAACAAGCAAGUAGUGGUUGGAUAUCCCUUGUUGAUGGGGUAUAUGGGUUUUGUAAUGGUGGUUAUUUUUUGA